Paramisgurnus dabryanus is the source of this 2052-nucleotide messenger RNA. The record is from RefSeq and is a predicted model, not a curated record. Lineage: Eukaryota; Metazoa; Chordata; Actinopteri; Cypriniformes; Cobitidae.
ACACAUGAUGAGGAUGAGAGUGACUCAACAUUCAGGUGCGGCGGCCUCCGAUGGGCGGAUCUGAUCCCUGUGGCCGCUGGGACGCUGUCCGAACUUCCCCAAACCAAUCGGAUACUACUGCCGAAAACUACUGCAGGACACGCUGACUGACCAGCCCAGCAGUAACUUUAGCCAAGUCCUCCAUAUUUUUUUUCCCGGAACGUGUUGUGUUUUUAGGGAGCAAGGUGCUGAUAGGAUCAUAUCUCACUUGUAUACCAGCAUUCACAGGGAGUGGACUUUCAAAGCGAAGGAAACUACCAGUGCCUGCAUGUAUUGGUUCAACUGUCAACAUGGGAUCACAGCGAGCGAGAUGCAAUCUACAAAUCUGGAAAAUCAAGAUUUAGAGACGGAAGCUACAUCUCAAACAAUCCACCUUGUUUUCUACAUGACUUGUUUCCUAAUACACUUAUAACUUGGCCUUAUCAGAACAAUCAGCUAUUAAUUUGAUAUUUGAUAUUUAACCAAAGCUAUGUGGUAAUCUGUUUGAACGCAGGGCGAGUCAACAAAGUAAAUAACACGUCAAUUUUAAUCAUAUAUUCUUAAUGUGGACAAAAGCAAUGCAAAUAUUACAAUUGCUAAUUUAAAUAGUAUUUUUAGGUUAUCUAGGAAUAUUGCAUUGUGGGAGCAAAUGUAGUGCAAGCAAUACCAUAUAAAUAAAAUCCAAAUGUCCGCUGUAUGUAAUAAACAACGAAUGCAAUUAGCGUAUAGUUGGUUGUAAGGACCUUUCGUUGGUGCUGAUGCUGAUGAUUCCAAGUUGGGAUUCUAAAGAUAACUGGAAAGACAAUCAUAUGAUGCUUACAGUAUUUCACCCAAAACACCCUGCACUGAACAUCCUGGCACUUUAAGAUCUUUCACAAGUGAAAGUCGAACAGAGGAAUGGCUGGAAAAGACUACCAUCAUCUUUUCAAGCUGCUCAUCAUUGGUGACUCCAAUGUUGGGAAAAGCAGUUUGCUUUUACGGUUUGCAGACAAUUCAUUCUCUGGAAGUUACAUAACUACUAUUGGAGUUGACUUUAAGAUCCGAACUGUAGAGAUUGACGGAGAAAGAGUUAAACUCCAGAUCUGGGACACUGCAGGGCAGGAAAGGUUUAGAACCAUCACUUCCACGUAUUACAGAAAUACGCAUGGUGUCAUCAUCGUUUAUGAUGUUACAAACCCUGAAUCAUUUGUGAAUGUGAAAAGAUGGUUAAACGAGAUCUCACAGAAUUGUGAUAAUGUCUGCAAGAUUUUAGUGGGAAACAAGAAUGAUGAUCCUUCUAAAAAGCUUGUGGACACCCAAGAUGUGCUGCGCUUUGGAGAGUCGGUUGGUGUAAAAUUAUUUGAGACAAGCGCUAAAGAAAACAUCAACGUAGAAGAGAUGUUCAUGGCUUUCACUCACAUGGUCCUUCGGGCAAAGAAACAGAGCCAGAGUCGAGCAGAAAGAGAAAGGGAGAGAGAAAAAGACACUGUCAAUAUCAAUUCCCACAGAGACAGAGAGAGGAGGAAGAAAGGGAAGAAAUGCUGUUAGAGCACAAGUCCUGAAAAAAAGACAGACAGGACAAAUCAAACAACUUUAUCAUCAAUGGUCCAGAGGCACACAUUUUGUUUUAAGUUGACAUGCACCUAGUAUCAAAUAGAAAGAAAGAAAAAAUAACCGAUUAAGUGCUGAACAUCACUUUCAGUGUUUGUUUUACACAUUUUGUACUAGAGGGGAAUUUACCGCCAUUGGUUUACACUGGUAUCGAACAUCUGGUCCAGGAAAGACACUAUAUACAAACUUGUUAUGUGUUUUAACUGUGAUUAGUAAGAUAUGUUUGUGUUGGAUUAAAACGAUUUAGUAUAUGUCCAUAAUGUACGCAAAUAAUAAAUUCGCAAUAAAAUCACAAAUGCCACAGCAAUGCUCAUUUUUAACAAGUUGCUUUUGUGAAAGAGGCUGUUGCCUGAACUCAUUGUCAUUUGUCCUACUCUACUAACAAUUUCAAUUUGAAUGUUACUCUCGUGUAUGUAUGUAUGUAUGUAUAUUAUUAAAUAAAAU